UCAUCUAUUGCUGCCCCUUUGUCAUCAUUACUUCGAAAGCCUCUCUCUUUUCCAUUUCCUUUUACAUUUGCAGAUAGACAUUAUUUCUCCGCUAUAUAAUGCAACUUUGAUCCUCAUAUUAGGACACAGGGAGCCCCAUACAUACUACAUAUAUUUGUCUUGGUUUUUACUUUCAGAGUCACCAGCAAGGAAUCCUUCCUUCUCUUACUUUUCUGCAGAAAUUUAACCUUACGAGGGAAAUUAUGUGCAUGAAUUCUUCAACCCCGAUUUCUAGUAGUGAUUUUUCCUACUCUUUUUCCCGUAGACGUUCGUCCAAGAGGCACAAUGUUCGUGUUCGCCAUCUGAAGAGGUGGAGAAGGUCGAGGAGGGGAGCAGUGGGAGCAAGUAAGAUGAUGGUGAAGGAUGGAGUAGCGAAGAUGGAAAUCAAGAAUUUGAAACUGUAUAUGGAGAACCAGGGCAUCAGAGAGGAGAACGAGAAGCUGAGGAGGAAAGCACUACUUCUCCACCAAGAAAACCAAAGCCUGUUGGCUCAGCUACAGAAGAAGCUAUGUAACUCCCAGACUACUUAAAACAGCAAUAACCAGUUGUGUUAGGCUACUAGAAUGCUUCGUUACACCAUGCAGAAUUAGAACAUCAGUUAGUAUGUUGGCAGCCAGGGGAGUCAUUAGAUUUCAUUUUCUUUUCUUUUUCUCAGAUCUUUUCUUCGUUAGCUGCUUAAAUCAGGUUUCUUUUCUAUAAAUUUGGGGUGGGAAUGGGUUCUAGUUCCAUUUAUGUAUCUCAGUAAAAAAGUUUAGAGUGGAAAUAUAAGGUAGAUGUUCUAUAUCUCCAUUCAAAGUGCACUCUCAGCAAUAAAAGGGUUAUGUGCCU
This is a messenger RNA of Rubroshorea leprosula, 867 nucleotides long. The record is from the annotation of a GenBank genome assembly. Lineage: Eukaryota; Viridiplantae; Streptophyta; Magnoliopsida; Malvales; Dipterocarpaceae.